Prorocentrum cordatum is the source of this 465-nucleotide messenger RNA. NCBI's taxonomy places the organism in Eukaryota, Dinophyceae, Prorocentrales, Prorocentraceae. The record is from the annotation of a GenBank genome assembly.
GAGAGGCAGGGCGCGCUGGAGCGGGUCGCCCAGAUGGUAUCGGAGGGCAUCGAGGACAUCAGCGCCGCCCAGGCCCAUGACCGCGUGGUGCCCCCACGCUUCGAUGGAACCGCGAAGAUGAUCCUGGGAGCCAUCCGGUUCUACCAGGCCCUGGUGCCAGAUUGGCUGGCCCCCGAGAGACUGGAGGACACCACGCCCCCUUCGCUGAAGGCUGGCGUGGAGGCCGACUGGGCCGUGGUCAACGAGCCGAAGGGCGUGUGCAUCAACAUCGCGCCGUGGAACGCGCCCGUUACGCUGGCGCUCAUUCCUACGUUGGGGAUGCUGGCCGCUGGUAACCACGUGGUCAUCAAGCCCGCGGACUUGACCCCUGCGGUGGCUGCGGCUCUCCGACGCCUCUGCGAGAAGUACCUCGCAGGCUACGUGGUGGUUAAAGAUCGGGCGGGAGAGAGGUUGUCGAGGCCUUGA